Messenger RNA from Sungouiella intermedia, 429 nucleotides. Lineage: Eukaryota; Fungi; Ascomycota; Pichiomycetes; Serinales; Metschnikowiaceae. The record is from the annotation of a GenBank genome assembly.
AUGAGUCCAUUGACUUCAUUUUCUCCAAUUUCUCCACUCAGACACAAUUCUUCCAAUGAUAAAACCGCCACGUUGAAGAUGGACCAGCCACAGCUCAUGAUAGCGUUUACUUGCAACAAAUGUGAUACCAGAUCCUCGCACACAUUCUCAAAACAGGCGUAUUCAAAGGGCACGGUACUCAUUCAGUGUCCAGGGUGUAAGAAUCGUCAUUUGAUAGCAGACAACUUGAAGAUUUUCAGAGACAACAAGGUCAACUUGGAGGAUAUUUUGAAGGCCAAAGGUGAGUCUGUAGCAACCACCACGGACGAUUUAGCGUUUGAGGACAUUCCUGAAUCCUUGAGAUCAACUUUAGGACAUCAUGCUAAAGAUGCACCUGAAGAAUACCAAAAGGAGCCGGUGAAUACAGACUUGCCGGAGCCAAAGAAGUAG